AUGCACAUGUGGAAAAUACUGGCUAGCGUUUAUCCUGUACAAUUCUGUGAGGUUAGUCCUUACUACUGCCUCAAUGCUGGCUGCCCCAAAAAGCCACUAAGAGACUAUAUUGGUAUUCUGAAUAGCGAUGAAUUUCGCUGGCGUGCAAUCUUGACCAUUGCAACUACGUACUGUACUGCCACAGACCUGACUGCUAUACCAAACAUCAAGAAUUUGGUUGCCCUGGACGUUUACAGUGAACCAUACUCGUCUAAUAUUGCCCCGCUGGAUCCCGUGGGUGUUAGUAAUGACGGCCUCCCCUUGCAAGACGGAUUUGUGCGUGGUUGGAUUGAAUCCCAAGCACUACAGCACCUCCGCAUUCUCAGGUUUUACCACCAACGCGAAAUAACCAUUGCGGCAUUGGAAGCUCUACGGGAGCUGCCGGAGCUCCAGCUCGUUGUGGCAUACGAGUGUAAGAAUAUCACAGAGGCGAUUCAAAAAUAUGACAAGCCCGCGAAUGGCAUCAUUCCCGCGAAGGGAUGGUCAGCCUGCAGGCUUGAUUGGUUUUGGGAAAGCCAUGGAACGUCAAAGACAAUCGACGAUAAUCUCUUGGCUUUGCUUCAUGUGUACCAGUCUAGUCUCCUGGCAUCAGAAAACGAGGACCCGAGAACACCAUCAUCCCUACCAACGAGUCUCCCGAUUUUGGAGUUCAAGCUACCAACUGUCGAUCACAGCAGAAGAGACAGGGUAGUUUUCCGCUCUCGUUAUAAUGCGAAGUCAAUUGUAUUGUUUACUCGAGGUCCCGUGAAGCAAAAGCUCGAUGUCGAGAAGCAGCAACGCGCAAGAGAGAAGAAGCGGAGUGAGCCACCUGAAAAAGCAGAUCGUCCUUCCAAGCGAGCAGUCAUGAAAGAGAGGGGACCGAUGGACAUAUCAAAGACUUUGAAUCAAUUCUUCUAA
Penicillium digitatum Pd1 is the source of this 936-nucleotide messenger RNA. Its product is annotated as protein sds23. Lineage: Eukaryota; Fungi; Ascomycota; Eurotiomycetes; Eurotiales; Aspergillaceae. The record is from RefSeq and is a predicted model, not a curated record.